Vitrella brassicaformis is the source of this 3868-nucleotide messenger RNA. Lineage: Eukaryota; Vitrellaceae. The record is from the annotation of a GenBank genome assembly.
UUACGUUGCGAGGGAGUGUAGGAGUUUCUGGAAUGACUUGGGCUGCAGAAGGGACUGAAACAUGGAGUAGUGCUGCUCCAGCUGGGCGCGCAGGUCGAACAGGCAGUCGGGCAGGGGACACGUCAGCUUGUCCACACGCCGGGACAUGACCACCUCUGCAGUGCACCACACGUAUCAGUCAACACAAAUCAACACACACAUGUGUAUGUGUGUGGGUGCUAUGUAUGUGUGUGUGUGUCAACUGACCCUCGAAGUGUCUCGCGAUGCACGGCUUGCAGAAGCGGUGGCUCGAGGGGCACGGCAAGGUCACACUGCCGUCCACAGGAUGCUCAUACAAACUAAACCAUCACAUACACACACACAGACAGAGAGAGAGAGAGAGAGCAGAGGCGUCACCCCACAGAGAGGAGGGUUGCAGAGGUGACUGACCAGAUGGCGCACUGGAAUGUUGGCGUGUCCCGCUGAUCGUCGUCCCGUUCGUUCUGCAGCUGCUGGAUCAGCUCAAGGUUCGCAGCACUCUCCUGCUCCAACUCACUCUGACACACACACACCACACACACGGACACACACAAGCCACAGAUGACACCCUUGCCCUGCUGCACGGCAGACACCAGCUGACCUUGAGGCUCUCUCUAAAGUCAUGUGACACCGCUCGCUGCAGGUCUUCGGCGGUGAGGACGGAGUCGCACGAGGCCACGGGGCAGGCCACAUCGACCAGCACAGAGCCGUGGCGACGCACCUCCCCCCUCCUGCGCGGCACACACGCACACACACACAGACAGGAGAGAGAGAGAGAGGGGCAAAGAGCAUAUGAAGGGGCUGGAGGGGGGUGGAUGGGAGAGGGAGGGGUGUGUGUGUGUGUGUGUGAGCACCAAUAUUCUCUGAGACAGUCCAGGUGUAUGUACACCCCACAAUGCAGCCGCUGCAGCCGCAGUAGAGGCUGCCCGCCCUCCCCCUCCCCCUCUCUCUCGUCUCUCCCUCCCUCUCCCUCUCCCUCAACGUCUACCACCCCGUCUCUCAGACACACGCAGCACAUCUGAGUCCGGCUGCUGCUGCUAUUGUUUUGAGCAAAAUCACCAACACCAGCCGCCAUCGGUGUGGCCGCUUCACCCUCUCCCUGCCGCCGCUGCAUCGGCACGUUCCCGCCAUGCAUCUCAAGCACCGGGGUCUCCUGCACAUCUGGUGUGGCUGUGGCUGUGGCUGUCGGCUCCUCUCUCAACCCAACACCCACACCAACACGCACACCGGCAGCACCAGGGUCGUCAUCAAUGGCUACAGCCGCCGCCGGCAGGUCGGCCUGUUCCACAGGGGGGCUGAGGACGAUCGUCCCGCAAUGAUCGUGGUCGUCACCCCCGCCUCCGCCCCCUCCCCUCCACACAACCGGUUCCAGCGACAGUGCACAUGGGCUGGGUGAUCCCUCGGUCCCUCGAGAAGCCGCGGUCACAGGGCUGUCCAGCGGCGGCAGGGAGGCCGGCACGGGCGAAGCCGCUGACACGAAUCCCUCAGAGGCCUCGGCGUCGUCUGCUGCGGUGUCAUUGCCGUCUAUGGCUGCGAGCGAGACCUCGAUGGCCGUGUCCACUGCGCAAUGGUCGUGGUUGUCCUCCUCCUGGCCCUCCCCAAAGUCGCCCCAGCCGUCAUCCACGUCAUUGGCCGUCAUCAGGGCGGCCGCACCGUCAGAGAUGCUUUUGCAGGGUAUGGCUGGAGGGGGGUGCAGGGACCCCUCGGUGAGCGGCCGGUCUUGGGUGUCACGGUGGUGGGUGGGCUGGUUGCCAUCAUUGCCAUCUCCCUCCCCCUCUCCAUCCCUUCUGUCUGCGUGGCGGGAUGACGACACGGGCGUGUGGUAGACUUCGACUUCGUCGCUCUCAUUCGCCUCUCCCCCCUCUCCCUCCCCAGACCCGCCCGACACCUCUUGACACUCUGCCGUCUGGUGCUCGGAUUGUGGUGCCAUGGCCGCACCCCCAGUGCCGACCUCGUCAUCAGGGAUUUCCGCGCAGGUCUGGAGGUACUGGACCAGCUCGGAGCACACCCUCUGCCGCAGCGCCGCGCCCUGUGCGGCCAGGGCGGUAGGGGGGUGCGUGCGUGUUUGGGUGGUGGCGAUGGUGGUGGGCGGGGUGGCGGCGUCAUCGAAUAUGGAGGAGGGGAUGGUGUCCAGCUCGGCGAGGCUGGCGCGGAGGGGGUCGAUCAUGCUCAUCAACUGCAUCCGUCCAUCCAUCCAUCCAUCCACAUGCUCGUGGGUGGAGGGGUGGGUGGGUGCGGUGUUUGGCGUCACUCACUGACCUGUCCGAGCACCACGUCGGCGUCGCAUGGGUCGUUCUGCAGACGGCGCCGCUCUAAUUGGUUCCGCAACAACUCCUCUAGACAGCUGAGCAGGCCCUGAAGACCCACACAUGCGCCUGCACGCCGCGCCCUUCAUGGUGAGUCACCGCUGACUCACCCCGGUAGACUCUACGAUGCCCUGAGUGGUGAGAAGCAGCCGACUCCAUCUAGCGGCCACCCGCUGUCUGAGGUUGCCGGAGGCCAUUGUCUUGUCCCCGCCUCCUCCCCCGCCCCCCCGAGCCACCCAUGGCACCAGCCCGCCCUCGCCACCAUCACUGCUCGCAUUCUGGCUACUCGUGCUCACCUGCAUCACGCACACACAGCGCCCACCCACCACACCCACCCACCCACACCCACACACACACACGUGCAACGCUCCUUCCCCCAUCCACACCGCCUCCUUAUCACUGCCCUCACUGACCGAUAGCUGCAUCUUGGGCCGAGCCUUCUCCCGCUCCCACCGCUCCGACCGCGGCAUGACGACGAAAGCGUCCUCAGGCCGAUCGGUAGUGUACAGGACGUCAUAGUGGCCGGGCCGCAGAAGCACGUGCAGCAUCAUGCAGCAUGGCUGGGGGGAUGAAAUGGCGUCUCGGGAGGAUGAUGCGGGUGAGCCCCUCGAUGACUGUGAGGGAGAGUCGGCCUGGGGCGGCAGGGGGGCAAGGUCGACCUGCCCGCUAUGUGUGUCGCUGCAGUCUACAAUAGGGAGAGGAGGAGAAGCCGAUGGCGAAGCCGACGGAAAUGGUGACGGUGCAGCGUCCUCAGCGUCAGGCCAGCUGGCGGGGCUGUGCACGACUCCACCCACAUCGCUGCCGCCCUGUGUGGUGCUGCCGCCGGUCGUGCUGCUCGCCUCGCCGCCCUUGGUGUGGUCGUGGUCGCUCUUAAGAGCCGACGACUGCUCGCGGUGGAGAGGGGGGUCGCCGCCGCUGCUGCUGGUGGUGGCGGCAAAGCUGCUGGGGCCGUACUCGAUGAUCUGCGGCUUGUCACCGUCUCUGCACGCACACAUGGGAGCCGUGGGUGGGGCGAGGCCAUUCAUGAGCUUGGGUGCGCACCUGUGGACCAUGACGAUGCACACGCGCACUUUAAGGACAUAGGGGCAGGCAACAAGGGUGACGUCUGCAGCGUCCUCGCCCAUACGCAGCACCGAGUCGCUGAAUGGUUCACACGGGUGGCGACACACACACACACAGGGGUGGGGCGCCUGUGUGGGUGGUUGCAGCCUCACUCCGCUCACUUGAUAAAGUUGUUCAUGUUUUGGUAUGCGGUGGAUUGCGCCCAGACGUCAUAGGUGAUGUGCCCGUUCUGCUCAUGCGACCCAUCGGGAUUCACCUCCUCCUAACCAACACACACACACACACACACGCAUCCUCUCCCUCUGUGUCUGUCUGUCUGUCUGUCUGUGUGUCACCUGAGCGUUUUGCUCAAGGAAGCGGCUGACAAGGUGCCUCAGCACGCGCACAAAAGCGGCGUCGUAUUCAUCCGAGUUGAAGGUGGUCCACACCUCGUCGAUCAGGCGGGCCACCUCGGGCGGCUCGGUGAUGUCCGUCCUCGCCAU